Molecule: messenger RNA, 3513 nt
Organism: Perca flavescens (yellow perch)
Lineage: Eukaryota; Metazoa; Chordata; Actinopteri; Perciformes; Percidae
Product: protein kinase C-binding protein NELL1
Exons: 9
Coding region: 301-1410 (369 amino acids)
Biological process (GO): regulation of osteoblast differentiation; positive regulation of ossification
Cellular component (GO): cytoplasm
Molecular function (GO): heparin binding; calcium ion binding; protein kinase C binding
Source: RefSeq, a predicted model, not a curated record
UGUGCACGCGCACGGAUGUAGCAAGACGCGGAGAGUUAGUGCAAGUGAACUACACUUUGUCGUGAAGUCCGUUAAAAACGUGUCGAUACACCGCACACUAGUUCGCUGCGGGCUCACGUAGCUAGUUAGCGAGAACUUUCCUCGUGUGGCUUUCCAGUGGGCUUCCUGUAGAUUUGUUCCCAGCGCUAGCUAGCUAACUAACUAGCCUAUCAUGUCUGAAUACAACGGCAAAUUCAGCGAGGACAACUGCACAGGAGGAGCAGGACAACCGCAACAGAUAUUGACGAGUGUGCAACCCAGAUGCAUUACUGCCAGUCCAACACCGUGUGUCUCAACCUGCCCGGAAGCCAUCGCUGUGACUGUCUGCCAGGCUUCCUCAGAGUGGACGAAUACUCCUGCACCGAGCAUGACGAAUGCGCCAGCGGCCAAAAUUUGUGUGAUGAGAACGCCAUCUGCACCAACACUAUCAGAGGACACCUGUGUACCUGCAAGCCGGGCUACGUGGGCAACGGCACCAUCUGCAGAGCUUUCUGUGAGGAAGGAUGCAGGAGCGGUGGGACCUGUGUGUCUCCCAACACGUGUGUCUGUCCCUCAGGAUUUACAGGGCGCCGCUGUGAGACAGAUAUUGACGAGUGUGCAGAGGGCCUGAUUGAGUGCCACAACCACUCCCGCUGUGUCAACCUGCCCGGCUGGUACCACUGUGAAUGCAGAAGUGGCUUCCAUGACAAUGGCUCCUACCUGCUUGAUGGGAGCUCCUGCAUUGACAACGAUGAGUGCAGUUUGCAGACACACACCUGCUGGAAUGACAGUGUGUGUGUGAACCUCCCGGGAGGCUACGACUGUGUGUGCACGUCUGGUCCGGGCUGCGGCGGCGACUGCCCACACGAAGAGGGAAUCAGACGCAACGGAGAGGACUGGAAACCCAGCUUUGACCGCUGUGCUAUAUGCUCCUGCAAGGACGGCCAGACGUACUGCAGGAGGAGACCCUGUGACUGCGGAGACCCAGACGAGGAUCUGUUCUGCUGUCCCGGCUGUGACAACAGGCCCAGCAGCCAGUGUCUGGACCAGAGCGGACGCACACUCUACCGCAGCGGAGCGUCCUGGAUGUACGGCUGCCAGCAGUGCCGCUGCAUGGAGGGGGAGGUGGACUGCUGGCCUCUGGUUUGCCCCGUGUUGAUGUGCGAGUACACGGCGGUGGCGGAGGGCGAGUGUUGCCCGCGCUGCGUCACAGACCCCUGCCUGGCUGACAACCUGUCGUAUGACAUCCGGCAGACGUGUCAGGACCCCGCAGGCGCCGCCCGCCUCAGCGGAGACACAUGGCAUAUGCCCAACUCCCCAUGUACCACCUGCAAGUGUAAGAAUGGGAAUGUUUGCUGCUCGGUGGAUCUCGACUGCCUUGAGAACAACUAAAGCUCUCCUCCUCCAGUCCUCCUCCUCCUCCUCCUCACUGCGGGACUGCCACACCCCCUCCUCCAUCUGAUGACUCUCCCUUUGGAUUCAUGAAACAGACUCACGCACACACAUGUGCAUGCCAGAGUGUGCACAGAAAAUCCAAACAUGCACUGGACAGACUGGGGUGUUGAGGCUGUGCUUUUAAUGCCGCAACUUGACCCAACAGUUAGAGCGUGAGUGUGUGUGUGAAGCCGUAGUUGCUCUCACCACAGUCACUGUGUCGUGUACGUGUCUUUGUGUUGUUUCCAUUUCACUGAAUGUGUUGAGGAAACCUGUUUUAACAUCACCAACCUCAAGACCGAGACAAGCAGCUGACUGUUGUCAUUUAGAAAAGGAUUUGCAGCUGGACAGGUGUUGAGGUGCUCCAGCUGUCUGUGUUGCAAAAUGUAGACUCACUAUUGCAAUGAGUGUCAUAAAACAUUUAUAAUUGUGGUAACCAAAAGUAAUGCACCCUCAUUUUACAUGAUGUUCCGUAAAGCAGGAUAUAGUUUGAUGUAGAAAUAACUUUGGAAAGUAACAAAAAUACCAUUAAGUCGGAUGGUGGUUCAGUUUUCAACUCCAGUUGCAACUUCUCUCACGGCAGUGACUUUUUGGUGUUAUAUCAGCAACUAUCUUGUACUUUCUCCCGUGAGAAAUACCUCACACGAACCUUUGAUAUCUCAAAGGUUCUCACUUUGUCGUUGUAAUAUGUGACGAUAUUUCAUCUUUAAUAAAAAAAAAUUCCGCGUACUACAUUCUCUGACCGAUGCAAAAAUCAGUAAAGCCAAGCAAAGCUAAUGUGGGAAAGAAGGACAUUUUAACUUAAUCUUAAUCUUUACUUGUAGUUAUUUCUGUGCAUUUACAUGUUCAGGGUUCUGUGGCUGAACAUGCAAACAAAUCAAGGGUGCAUAACUUUUCUUUACAUGCUGCAUAAAUGUUUUAUCAACCGCAUUCCUGUAUCUAUACCCAACAGCUGUCUGCUUCUCCCACUUCAGGGACUGGAUCCUGCAACGUCCAUUUGUCUUGACGUGUCUAAUAAGGCCUGUUCCGUUUUAAAGAGUCCUCUAAAUGUUACUAUGAAAUUCCCGAAUUUAGAGGACACAGCAAAUGAUUUCAUGGAUAUUAUCAUACUAUUUCUAGUUUUCACACAUAUUUAAACUUUUUGUUUACAUCUUGCUGGUGAAAUGAUUGACCCAAAAGUAACUGUUCUGACUGAUGCGUUUCGACCUAUGGCCUUUACCAAAGUCAGGGCCAAAGGCUGAAAUGCUUUGCUUUCAAAAUUAAGUUGUUCACAAGUCUUGCGGAAGCUCUGAUUUUUGACGAGCAGCGCCUGAACGCUAGUUUUGGUCUCUGUGAGGCUAGAUGAUGCCGCCACAAAAGGAGGUGCAGUCUCGAUGUGUCGGCGUGCUUUGAUUAAAAAAAAAAAAGUGCUUGUCGCAACAUCAAACAGUGUCUCAACAUUAGAGAAGGGGCGGCUGCAUAGGACAAUUUUUGUAACUUUCUGGAAGAGGCAAUCCGACAAGCACUCCCACUUCACUUGAAGCAAUGAUUGGCCAGGUGGGUGGAGAAGAGAAAACACGCACGGUUUCCUCUCUCUCAAGCUUGGUUGUCUGAAGGUUUGCGCCGUUAUCCCCGUUUGUACAAUCCAUUGCGUCUUGCCCCCCUCUCUAAGAUGGCAGACCUGUUCUGAACGGAGGAUGGCUGUAGUUUAUUUCAAACAUAACCCAUCCUUCAGUCUUCAGUUCCUUUAAUAACCUUCCUUCAUGAGCUACAUCCUCAGAGGAUCCAGGCUCUGAAUUAGGAUAUAUUUGUUGUCUGUCCUGCUGAGCCAUUAACACGUCUUUCUCCCAACACUUUCCCCUCAUCCUCAGUGUCUCCUCUGUGAUGUGGCUGACUGCCAGAUAGCUAGUUAUAACAAGUCGUGAUAUCAAAAGAAUAUGAAAGUAGUGGAAGCAGUUUGAUGGUGCACAACAGAUUCCUGCAGGCCAGAACAAGAACCUCGAGUCAAGUCCCAAGUUUCUUUAUUUGUCUCCCUUGGGAGAAAUUAGUGUUGGACAAGAGCAAGUUGCUGCAUGGACAAUA